Molecule: messenger RNA, 543 nt
Organism: Helianthus annuus (common sunflower)
Lineage: Eukaryota; Viridiplantae; Streptophyta; Magnoliopsida; Asterales; Asteraceae
Product: pollen-specific leucine-rich repeat extensin-like protein 1
Exons: 1
Coding region: 1-543 (180 amino acids)
Source: RefSeq, a predicted model, not a curated record
AUGAAAAAUCUUAAAGCAAGCUUUAAAGCAAGCAAAGCAGCUGAAAAAGCAGCCAAAGUAGCAGUUGGUGACGAUAAAGGUGACGAUAGUUCAUCAAGCUCCUCAUCUGAAUCUAAAGUUGAUGAAACAGAGCGUAUGAAAAGAAUUCAAGCCGAUAUUGAGAAAGAAAAGCAACUGAAAAGAAAGAGGAGGCAGGAGAAGGAUGAUGAUUUGUAUGUUCUGUCUCCUGAGCAUGUGAUAGAAUCUCAGACACCUUCAUCUGGUGGUAGAAAGAAAACAAGUGCAAGAAAGAGUGUUAAAUCUCCAAGAGCAGCAAGACAAAAGCUGAUUCUUAGACUGCCCAAAUGUACACCAAAAACAAAACAACCUACACCACCACCUGAACCAUCUCCACCUAAACAACCUACACCACCUCAAUCACCACAUAAAUCUCCUCCAAAACAACCUACACCACCUCAAUCACCACAUAAAUCUUCACCAAAACAACCUACACCACCUCAAUCACCACAUCAAUCACCACUAAGACAACUAUCUCCUAUCUAA